CGGUGCGAUGGUCCCGUAGCACGAUCGAAUCGUAUAUCCGGUGAAUCUCGAUUGCUGAUAAGGCGCACCUCCCACUAUCGUCGCGCGAGAUAGCGCACGUGCGUACGUACGGACGUACGGGACGGCGAGGAGCACACGUCGCAUCUCUAUGCACACCAGCGGCUCAAGCCACCGACAAACGGGCUGUGGCUUCUUUUAUCAGUCAAGCACGACCGCGUGAAGCAAGCGGUUCGGUACGCGGUGGUGGUGCGCUUUUCACGGCCGAGUUUCGAGCUUCUUUCGGCGGGAGCCAGACGACCGAUCCGCUGUUCGAUCGACGCGCGCUCGCGACGAUCCUCCACCUUGACCGAACCAGAACCACCCCCGCGACCCGACCAGCCCGCGUCGCCUUUCGCCCGAAGGAUCUACGAGAGAAACACCGAACUCCUUUCGAGAACGUGCUGGAAGUUACGCGCGCCAGAAGUGGCAGGGUCAAUCGAACAUCAACGAACAAUCAACGUUUUACUAGGAAACGUCGACACGCUGGCGCAAAUUCCUCGAUAUAUCGUUACUACAUCAAGGCUGACCGAAAUAGGCAGAUCCGACGUGAAACUAUCACAGGUCGAUCCCGGACUCGGCCAAUUUCGACGAGGAUUCUAUCAGAUCGCCCGCCAGCAACGAAUCCGGUAUGGUCGCUUUUCCGGACGCGUCGACUGAGCCGGCACUGCUGAACGUAACUGAUAUGAAGUUAAACAACCGGCCGGAUCACGAUGGGCAAUUAGCAAACGAGACCGACGCCAUGAAGGUUAAGGAUCACGCGUUCACCAUAUCGCGGUGGGACGGCAAGGACAAUUAUGCGCUCGAUUUCGAUUGCAUGGAGAAGGGCGACGACGACAAGGUGAACGGAUCGUCGGACAUCAAAGCGGAACCGGAAGUCGUGAAGAAGGUGGCAGAUGGCGAUCCGGACUUCCACAAUGACCCGCACGGAUUCGACAACAACACCCACAGCCACGAGAAAUGGUACCAGACCACCAUACAAGUCGCUGUGCCGUUCUUCAUCGCCGGGAUAGGGACCAUCGGGGCCGGACUGGUUCUCGAUGAGGUCAAGGAUUGGAAAGUGUUCCAAACAAUUACUCAGUUGCUCAUUCUGGUGCCCCCUUUGCUGGGAUUGAAAGGGAACCUGGACAUGUGUUUGGCCUCACGGUUGUGCACACAAGCGAAUUUGGGGAACAUGAACAGCGUGCGGGAGAUCAUGAAAAUGAUCAUCGGUAACAUCGCCUUGGUGCAGAUACAGGCGAUCAUCGCUGCCGUUUUAGUGUCGAUUUUCGCUAUUGUAGUCCACGCGAUCGUGCAAGGCAACCAGUACAUUUUCGAGUGGGAACACUGCAUGCUGAUGAUCGCGUCCAGCGUGUCCACUGCCACCAGUUCCUGCUUCAUUCUAGAUUUCGUAAUGAUCGCCGUAAUUAUGGUGUCGUACCGAUGCAAAAUGAACCCGGACAAUUUGGCGACGCCUUUAGCGGCGUCCGUCGGUGACGUCGUAUCCCUGAGCGUGCUGUCCGCCAUCGCGUCGUCGUUGUUCGACAGAAUACGGACGCAACCGUGGAUCCUGUACGUUGUGCUCGGCUGUUACUUGUUAAUACUGCCGUUCUGGAUCUACGUUGUUCUUAAGAACAAAUACACCAGGAAUGUAUUAACGUCAGGAUGGGUUCCAGUUCUAUCCGCUCUAUGCAUCAGUGGGUUCGGCGGUUUGAUUCUCGAUCGCGUCGUUGAGUUCAAUGGAUUCGUGAUCUUCCAACCUAUCAUAAACGGGAUUGGCGGUAAUUUAGUCUCCGUACAAGCGUCUCGAAUCUCAACCACGUUACAUCAGACCUCGAUUAUGGGAAUUUUACCGCCGAGAUCGAAAAUGUGGGUUAGCCCGUGGACGGCGCUCUUUAGAGGCUCUCCGUACGCGAAAACGGCCAGAAUACUCAUAUGCAUGGCGGUGGUCGGCGAACUGAUCUUCAUUUUCAUCGCCGAUUACAUCAAGCACAAAGCGUCCUCGUUACACGUGUACUUUGUGGUCUCGUACCUUACGGUGGCCGUACUUCAGGUAAUGUUACUGCUGUACGUCGCGCACAUC
This is a messenger RNA of Nomia melanderi (Alkali bee), 2098 nucleotides long. RefSeq names its product solute carrier family 41 member 1. Lineage: Eukaryota; Metazoa; Arthropoda; Insecta; Hymenoptera; Halictidae. Gene Ontology annotation, molecular function: monoatomic cation transmembrane transporter activity. Gene Ontology annotation, biological process: monoatomic cation transport. Gene Ontology annotation, cellular component: plasma membrane. The record is from RefSeq and is a predicted model, not a curated record.